Molecule: messenger RNA, 1768 nt
Organism: Drosophila arizonae
Lineage: Eukaryota; Metazoa; Arthropoda; Insecta; Diptera; Drosophilidae
Gene: Alg3
Product: Alg3, alpha-1,3- mannosyltransferase
Cellular component (GO): endoplasmic reticulum
Molecular function (GO): dol-P-Man:Man(5)GlcNAc(2)-PP-Dol alpha-1,3-mannosyltransferase activity
Source: RefSeq, a predicted model, not a curated record
CUGCGCGCUCCUAAUAACCGGUCCGCUCAUCUCCAGUCUUCUGCCUUUUCGGGGUGCCCACAGUUGCAUUAAUUCUAAUGCUCUGAAAAUGGCAUCGCCGAAGGGCCAAAGCCGUGUUGAUUCCCGGCGUAAAAAGACGACCAACCGCUUACAGAAGUUCAAGGAAAAAUACCUUAGCUGGAAGUAUGCUCGAUAUUUGGCUCUCGAUCCGUCGGCUCUGCCGAUUGUUGCUCUGCUGAUUGUUUUGGCUGAGGCGGUGAUCAACGUAUUGGUUAUUCAGCAUGUGCCCUACACCGAGAUCGAUUGGGUGGCUUAUAUGCAGGAAUGUGAAGGCUUUCUGAACGGCACCACAAAUUAUGCGCUGUUGCGAGGUGACACCGGCCCGUUGGUCUAUCCGGCUGCCUUUGUUUACAUAUACUCUGCACUCUACUACCUGACCGCCCACGGCAGCAACGUGCGCCUGGCCCAGUACAUAUACAUCGGCAUCUACUUGCUACAAAUGUGCCUCGCUCUGCGGCUUUAUGCCAAGAGUCGCAAGGUGCCGCCUUAUAUGUUGGUGCUGACCGCCUUUACGUCGUAUCGCAUACACUCGAUCUAUGUGCUGCGCCUCUUCAACGAUCCCGUGGCUGUGCUGCUGCUAUACGCAUCGCUCAAUCUCUUCAUGGAUAGCCGCUGGUUAUGGGGCACCAUAUUCUAUAGUCUCGCUGUAGGCGUUAAGAUGAACAUUUUGCUCUUUGCGCCGGCGCUGCUGCUGUUCUACCUGGCCAACCUGGGCGUGCUUUUGACUAUAGUGCACCUCUUCAUAUGCGGACUAAUCCAGGUAGUGAUAGCUUAUCCCUUUCUGCGCACCCAUCCGGUGGAGUAUCUGACCGGGAGCUUCGACCUGGGACGCAUCUUCGAGCACAAGUGGACGGUGAACUAUAGGUUCCUGAGUCGGGAGCUGUUCGAGCAGCGCGAGUUUCAUUUGGCGCUACUGGGACUGCACCUGCUAUUGCUCCUGGCCUUUGCCAAGUACACCUGGACGUUCUUCAAGAGCUACGUGCACCUGCGCGAGGUGCAGCAGAUUAUAUUGCCCCAACUGAUGCUGAAGAAUCGUGAGGAGAAAGAGAAAGCGAAGGCUGCUAAGAAAAAAUCCCAUCAUAAGAGCAAAUCGAAGAAGUCCCAGCAGCAGGAGCAAGCGCAGGAGUUGGAGCCGGGCAACAAGGAGGAGGAUGAGGAGGAGUUAACGGCGGAGCAAAAGUCCUUCCUGAAGUCAUUCGAAAAGGGAUUGCAGAACGCCACCGGGCAAAAGCGACCCCCUGCCCCAGUCAAGGAGCCCAAGCGGAAGCCCUACGAAAUCUCCUUCGAGCACUGCACCCAGUUGGCUCUGCUGCCCUUCUUCCUUUGCAACUUCAUCGGCGUCGUCUGCGCCCGCUCGCUGCAUUAUCAGUUCUAUGUUUGGUACUUUCACUCGCUGCCCUACCUGGUCUGGUCCACGCCGUACUCGGUGGGCGUACGGUUCCUAAUCCUGGGCGGCAUCGAGUAUAGCUUCAAUACCUAUCCGAGCACCAACCUCUCCAGCAUCGUUCUGCACGUGAGCCACCUGGUGUUGCUGGUGGGCGUUGCACGUCAUAUCCGCCAUAUCAUAAAGCUAAAUACGCUUGUCAAGCAGAAGCGUCAGCUGGAGCAGCAGCAGCAACUGGAGCGCGAGGAGGAGAGGAAGCAAGUACAGCUAACGAAUGAUGACCCAAAGAUCACAAAGAAAUUGCAAUAGACGACAAGCUCUUAA